AUGGCCUCCAAUGACAACCACAAGAAGCCUUUCAACAAGAAAAAGGGUAAACACACUUACAACAACAAGUACGGUUGGACCCCCGAGGAGGACGCAGCGGUGGAAGCUUUCUUUGCUGAAUCCCCGAAGAAGGAGGGCAAAGAGCAGAUGGACGAGAGCAAAUCGGCGUCUUACCAAGCCGUUGACCAUAAGAAGCCCAGGGCGAGAAUGGAGAACCCGCUCCCUUUCGGAAACAAGGGCUUAGCGGGCUCUCGCUUUGCUGUAGAGGAGGACUUUAAGUUGCUUCCCCGGGGCGAGAAGGGAUUGGCAAACUCACGCUUUGCCACAUCUGAGACCACAGAGGAGGGCUCAAAGGCUUGA
Neurospora hispaniola is the source of this 360-nucleotide messenger RNA. RefSeq lists its product as uncharacterized. The coding region runs from base 1 to 360 and encodes 119 amino acids. NCBI's taxonomy places the organism in Eukaryota, Fungi, Ascomycota, Sordariomycetes, Sordariales, Sordariaceae. The record is from RefSeq and is a predicted model, not a curated record. The transcript has 2 exons.